CGGCCGCAGCUGUCUGUCCUCGGCUCGGAUCCAGGCCCCAGAGUCCAGGAAGUGACACCGCUCAUCCUCCACCCGGGAGGCCCUGACCUCUCCCCGGGGAGCUGGGGGGUGAGGCUUCCGCCCUCGCCCGACCUGCGGGUCUGUUCCAAGGCCGGGCCCUGGAGCCCUGCCUUUCUGGGAAAGGAGUAGGCCCGCGCGCCCCCGGUCUGCACAGUCUACUCAAAACUACGGGGAGAGUCUUGACCACCUGGGGCUGCUCAUUCUGUCGGUAUGCCGGACACGGGGAGACGUCUGCCCUUCUGUGACGGACCACUUACUGUCGCUCCUGGCAGAGAAUUCUGUAAGCGAGGAGCACCUUAGAAAUCCCCGCUGGGCAGGCAGGAGCUAGGAGAGAAGCUACAAUGACCUCAGCGGUCCUGGUGGACAUACGAGAUGAAGUGACCUGCCCCAUCUGCCUGGAGCUCCUGACAGAGCCCCUGAGCAUAGACUGUGGCCACAGCUUCUGCCAGGCUUGCAUCACGGGGAACAGCGCAGAAUCAGUGAUGGGCCAAGAAGGGGAAAGCAGCUGUCCUGUGUGCCAGACCAGCUACCAGCCUGGGGACCUGAGGCCGAAUCGGCACCUGGCCAACAUAGCAGAGAGGCUCAGAGAGGUGGUGUUGGGCCCUGGGAUGCAGCUGAAGGUGAUUCUCUGUGCACACCAUGGAGAGAAACUCCAGCUCUUCUGUAAGGAGGAUGGGAAGCUCAUUUGCUGGCUUUGUGAGCGGUCUCAGGAGCAUCGUGGUCACCACACGGUCCUUAUGGAGGAGGUUGCCCACGAGUACCAGGAGAAGUUCCAGGAGUCUCUGAGGAAGCUGAGGCUAGAGCAGCAGGAAGCUGAGAGACUAACUGCUAUUAUCAUAGGGAAGAGGACAUCCUGGAAGAAUCAGAUGGAACCCGAGAGACACAGGAUCCAGACAGAGUUUAAUAAGUUGAGAAGCAUCCUGGACAAAGAGGAGCAGCGGCAAUUGAAAAAGCUGGAGGAGGAAGAGAGGAAGGGGCUGAGUAUUUUAGAAGAGGCUGAGAAUGAGCUGGUCCAACAGAGCCAGUCACUGAGGGAGCUUAUCUCAGAUCUGGAGCUUCGGUGUCAGGGGUCAGCAAUGGAGCUGCUGCAGGAUGUGAGUGAUGUCAUAAAAAGAAGUGAGUUCUGGGCCCUAAAGAAGCCAGAAGCUCUUCCUACCAAGCUGAAGAGUACGUUUCGAGUUCCAGAUCUGAAAAGGAUGCUGCGAGUGUUUAGAGAACUGACGGAUGUCCAGAGCUACUGGGUGGACGUGACUCUGAACCCACACACAGCUAAUUUAAAUCUUGUCAUGUCUAAAAACCGAAGGCAGGUGAGAUUUGUGGGUGCCAAGCUGCCUGGGUCUUACCUGGAAGAGCAUUAUGACUGUGGUAUCCUGGGAUCUCAGCACUUCUCCUCCGGGAAACAUUACUGGGAAGUGGAUGUGGCCAAGAAGACUGACUGGAUCCUGGGGGUGUGCAGUAAUUCAGUGGAACCUACGUACUGUUUCAACCAGUUUACAAACAAUCGAAAUGUUUACUCCAGAUACCAACCUCAAAGUGGAUACUGGGUGAUUGGGCUACAUCAUAAACAUGAAUAUAGAGCCUAUGAGGAAUCUUCCACUUCCCUGCUCCUCUCCAUGAUGGUGCCCCCUCGCCGUGUUGGGGUUUUCUUAGACUAUGAGGCCGGCACUGUCUCCUUUUAUAAUGUCACGAACCAUGGCUUUCCCAUCUACACCUUCUCUAAAUAUUACUUUCCUACCACCCUUUCUCCAUAUUUUAAUCCUUGCAACUGUGUAGUCCCGAUGACCCUGCGUCGCCCAAGCUCUUGAACAUUCCAUUGACUGCACCCAUAUCUGAGCAGGGCCCUUCACUCUGAGAUUCAUCUGUACCUCAGUCUCUCCUUUCUGAACUUCUGUUUUCUCGCAUUCUUACAUCCUUCCCUCAAACAUUUACUCAGUGCCAAAAUAUACCCAGAGGUGAUAGUGGACAUCCCAAAUUAAUUACAGAUCUUGGGAUGGGUGGGGGGUAGCUUUCAACAUGUUACCAUUAAGCAUGAUGUUUGAUGGAGUUUUUUGUUGUUGUUGAUUCAUGGGAGCAAAUUCAGGAAGUUCUUUUCUAUUAAUUUGCUAUAAUUUUUUGUACUGAAAGGAAAAUUGAAUUUCAACAGAUAUGAUCUAUAAUUAUUGAGAUAAUCCUAUGUCACUUUUAUUCUGUUAUUGGAGUACAUUGAUUUGUUUCCAUUUUUAAAUGCAACACAAAGUCCUGAAAUAAAUCACUAUUCUGCAUAUGCAAUACUGGAUUUGUUUUUGCUAAUACAUUGUUUACAUUUCAUUUCCAUCUCCAUUUGUGAAAAAAAUUGACCUAUAUUGUUACAUUGUUGUCAGGUUUUAUAAAAUUCAAUA
This is a messenger RNA of Zalophus californianus (California sea lion), 2438 nucleotides long. It is a transcript of the gene TRIM6, whose product is annotated as tripartite motif containing 6. The transcript has 9 exons. Gene Ontology annotation, molecular function: zinc ion binding; protein binding. The record is from RefSeq and is a predicted model, not a curated record. Bases 402 to 1865 code for a protein of 487 amino acids. NCBI's taxonomy places the organism in Eukaryota, Metazoa, Chordata, Mammalia, Carnivora, Otariidae.